Danio aesculapii is the source of this 3146-nucleotide messenger RNA. RefSeq names its product transmembrane protein 260 (gene tmem260). Bases 228 to 2282 code for a protein of 684 amino acids. Lineage: Eukaryota; Metazoa; Chordata; Actinopteri; Cypriniformes; Danionidae. The transcript is spliced from 17 exons. The record is from RefSeq and is a predicted model, not a curated record.
CUCGCCCAACCAGGAAGUGAAAUCCAGCACUAUCCUUGAGUCCAGGCGGACAAAAACGUGAUAAAAAGAUCAACGGUGCAGCUGAGAUGUUGUCCAGAUUAUGAUUUCUGCUAAGAUUAAAACGUUAAUGACGUAAUCAUCAUAACGUUCAGUUUGGCGCGAACGCCGCAACGUUUACAAUGCUUUAUACAUAAACACCGCCACCAGGAUAACAGGAGAGGUGGGCAAUGUCGUCGGACAGGUGGACGUGGAGUUUGACGGGAGCGACAGUGGCCGGGGUUUCAGCGCUGUAUGUCGGCUGUGCUCCGCGCGCUGUGCCCGGUGGAGACUCAGGAGAGCUGAUCACUGCUGCUUGUGAGCUGGGGGUGGCUCAUCCUCCAGGAUAUCCUCUCUUCACUAUGAUGUCUUCUCUGAUGCUCUCGCUGCUGCCUCUCAGCUCUCCGGCACACAGUAUCAAUGUCCUUUGUGCUGUGUUUGGGGCCGGGGCGAGUGGAGCCCUCUGCUUCACUGUCUGCAGGGUGGCGGGGCCCGGUCCAGGGGCCAUCCUGGCAGGUGGAACGUUUGCAGUGUCCAGGCUGGUGUGGCAGUGGUCAGUCGUGGCUGAAGUCUUUUCACUUAACAACUUGUUUAUAGGUGUCCUCUUCUCCCUUUCAGCCUGUUUCCACUAUGCGGAGACUGUUCAGCAAAAGAAGAAGUUUGCACUAUGGGGGGCGCUGUUCUGUGGGCUGAGCCUGUGUAAUCAGCACACACUAGUACUCUAUGUUGUCGUCAUAAUUCCCUGGGCCCUCCUGCACCUCUAUGCACAUAAUGGUUUGUCCUUCUUUGAUCUGGUGUCCUUGGGGACGUGUUUUCUGGCUGGCUUUGUGCCCUACAUCUACCUGCCAGUUUCCUCCUACCUCAACAGAGCUCGCUGGAGCUGGGGAGACCAGACGUCUGUCCAUGGCCUCCUCACGCACCUGCUCCGAGCUGAAUACGGCACCUUCAGCCUGGCAAAAACAAACGAAAGCCUGAACCUUCUAGAGAUGUUACGAGCUCAGUGGAAUCACUGUGUGAAUGAUCUGACUGUCCCGGUUCUAGCUCUGGCACUUCUAGGCAUGCUACUGUCUUUGAGGAGCAGACUGCGCUGGGUUUUUGUCUGCUUGAUUGCCAUCAUGGUGAGCAUCUACUCUGUGUUCUUUGCCUGGAGAGCAAAUCUGAACAUAGAGAAGCCUCUUCUACUGGGAGUGGUGGAGCGCUUCUGGCUGCAGGCGGAUGCAGGCGUGUGUGUUCUGGCUGGUCUGGGUCUGAGUUGGGCCAUGUGUUGGUUGACUGGUCGUCUCGGCAAAGGGACGGUGUGGAACGCAGGAGCCUGGAUACUCACUGCAGUUCUCAUCUCACACAUGAUCAGCUUAAACUACAGGGAUUGUGAUCAGAGCAGUAAUGACGUGGUGGACAGGUUUGCCCGUGAGGUGGUGUUGUCUCUGCCGCAGGGCUCUCUGGUUCUGACUCGCGGUGAUUUACCAGGAAACACACUGCGCUACCAGCACUACUGCCAGAGUCUCCGGCCAGACCUCAGCCUCGUCGACCAGGAGAUGAUGACGUACAACUGGUAUGUGGCAAAACUCCAGAAGCAUCUACCAGGAGUGACAUUUCCUGGCCGCCGGUGGGAUCCAGUCAACGCUGUGGAAAAGAAAACAUUCAGCAUCGAGCAGUUACUCAAGCGUAAUAUGCACAGGCCUGUGUUUGUAUGUAUUGGUCUUACUGAGGGUGACCCCAGCUGGGAGGGGAGUUUCUCUCGUUGGCCCUGGGGCGUCUGUGAGCAGCUGUUACCUGUCAAGACCCCAUUUGACCCCGAGAAGUGGGCCCAAAAAACACACAACCUUUACAACUGGAGUGAGCCACACGACAGCUUCCACCCAGGGUCCUGGGAGCGAGUUGCCAAUGAGGAGAUGUGGCAGGCCAGGAUGAAGACAGCCUUUUUCCUGUUUGACCUGGCUGAGAAUGCGGAGAAAGACCAGCAGGCUCGCCUUUAUGAGAUUUCCUACAAGCUUUAUUGUCAAAUUGUGGAUGCCCAGGUAGACUACCCAGCAAACUGGGAUAAGAACCUGGCUCUUGCUGCAGAACGUCUACUGCAGUCAGGGGGCAGAGGUUAUGGUUUAGAUUCCCUUAUGAGUCGCAGCAUCCGCCACUUCAGCCGCUACAUUAAGAGGGAACCCAGCGAUCCCCAGAGCAAGGCCAUCCGCUCCAUCAUCACACACCUCAGGAAAGAGCGGGACAAAUUCAGAGACAGACAGAAAGGUUGAGACAGGAAGUCACAGAAUUGUCUGAAACAACGCAUAGGUGUAGAUGGCAUGAAAAGGUAAGAGGGAGAGAAACAAAUAUAUAGAACGCAUCAAAGCACAAAUUGCGACAAACAAUGUUGUGUAUUAAAAAGCACAGACAAAUUCACCAGCAGGCCAUGGUCUUUGGAAAUAUGUGCCUCAGCCUACUUUUUUUUGCAAAAAUACGUUACUCUUGGUAGGUUCCGUUGCACGUUUCAGAUGACAAGUCCACUAGAUACAUUUUUGCAAAUCUGAGAAACAUUACUUAAGUAUGUUUUGUUGUAGUUUUCAGAUACAUGUCAUUCUUGCUUGUAUAUGACCACAAGAAGGUGGGCCUUCUAGCAUAUUACUGACCUAAACCCUUGCCUAAACCCAACCAAUAGUGUUUAAAAAAGCAAAUGUAAGAGAAAAGUGCACAUUGUUUGUAUAUCUUUUGUGGAAUGGUGCUUCAGCAUACCUGAAUCCUAGAGCCUGCAUCACAAGUACAGCACCAUACAGAGUGAGAUACUGAGCAAACUGACCACACUAGAGACAUUGUUGAUAUGAAGAUAAAAGAUUAGGCAAACUUAUUUAAUUUUCAAUCAUAGACAAAGUUUUGUGGUAUAUAUUUGCUGUUGUGUAAAGAACUGCACAAAAAUAGUUCUUUAUUCAUUGAUAAUGUGUCUCUGUAAAUAACAUUUGUGUGAAAAGGAAAAAAAGCUGUUGCCAUCGUAGUUGAGCCCCAUAGCAGUCUUUUUAGCUAGAACAUGCAGCCAAAUGUAUUUUCCAGUGAGCCCCUCUUGAAUAUGCUUGUUUUUAUGCUGGGAUCUUUUAUAAUGUACAAUAUAAGCUACUAAUACAAAACCA